Molecule: messenger RNA, 3193 nt
Organism: Cynoglossus semilaevis (tongue sole)
Lineage: Eukaryota; Metazoa; Chordata; Actinopteri; Pleuronectiformes; Cynoglossidae
Gene: scml4
Product: Scm polycomb group protein like 4
Exons: 8
Coding region: 433-1656 (407 amino acids)
Biological process (GO): negative regulation of DNA-templated transcription
Cellular component (GO): nucleus
Molecular function (GO): chromatin binding; histone binding
Source: RefSeq, a predicted model, not a curated record
UUGGGCUGUUCAUUUCUCUUUUACUCCUGCUCUGCUGCUGCUGCUACAUGAGGGUUGUGUCACAUGUUUCUUUAUUCGCAAAUCCGCCUUCUCUUAUUCUGUAAUGAUUUGGGCUGACACUGUCAUCGUAAUGGUAAUUCAUAGCUAGGUAGCCAUGGUGAAGUCGAUUUCCCUCCUCCCUCUGCCACUGCUGAAUGCAUUAGUCUAAUGAGAUGUCUGCAGCCUGGGUGCUGAGCAGCAGCAGCGGCGGCAGCGGCAGCAGCAGCAGUGUGUAAACCAAAGGAAGACACAGGAAAAAUCCACAUACAGCAAAGACAAUGGCGGCUUUAACAAGCAUUGAGAGGGAUUUAUAGUCACCUUUAGGCUCUGGAAAUUUAAGACUUUAAGGAGCUUGGCUCGUUGGGUUUUCACACCAGAAGACAGCAGUUCCAAAUGAGUGUACCUGCAGCAACGGCACAGAAAUCAGAAGGCAACAACAGCGACAUGCAAUCAGCUGCAGUGGCUCCCUCCUUCAUUCCCAGCCAGUCGGGGAAGAUACCAGGCAGAAAGAGAGGAAGACCCCCACUACGUAAUGUUGCUAAGCUGGAUUUUCCAAAUCGCUACCCAGAAUCGCUCCCUCCUCUCAAAGUGCCCAAGAAGAGGGGGAGAAAGCCAGGCUUUAAGCUUAAACCCAGGAUGGUGAUGACACCACUGGCUAUUUCUCCACCGAGCAGCACCCCAGAGCCGGACAUGAGCUCCAUUCCCCAGGAUGCUGCCACCAUCCCUCACUCAGCCACACCCCAGGUGCUCACAGUCUGUAUCUACAUCAACAAACAAGCCAACACGGGCCCUAACCUGGACAGGAAGAAGAUCCAGCAGCUCCCAGAUCACUUUGGACCCGACAGACCCUCUGUGGUGCUGCAGCAGGCUGUGCAGGGCUGCAUUGACAGUGCCUUUCAGCAGAAAACAGUGUUCACCCUCCUGACGCAAGGCUACGGGGGAGAAAAAAUAUCAGCCACAUUUGAUGGGAAGCAGCACCUCCUGAGUCUCCCUGUGGUGAACAGUAUUGACUACGUACUUCGCUUUCUGAAGAAACUCUGUCGCAGCUUGCACUGUGAGAACCUCUUCAGCGAUCAGCCCAUUACCCAGCACAGUGGUGACUCCUACCAGUCAGAUGCUGAAACUUCGAUGGUAGAGGACUACCAUGUAGACCAGUCAGAAGGAAAACGCUACUCAGUAGAUCUUGGGGAUUCCGCUUUCAGCUCUAUAAGCUCCGCCUACUCCCCAAAGGCCUCCUACGGGUUCCGCUCCUCACAACAGUUCUCCAGUGGAUCUGUCUCCAUGAACAUGUGCAGACAGUCAUCGACCAGCCCAAACACUUUUCCAGACAGCAACAGGACAGGAGGUUACACCACAACUCCAGAGUCUCAAGAGUCCAAAGCUCCACCAAACAAAGACCCAACCACCUGGUCUGUUGAUGAUGUUGUGUGGUUCAUCAGAGACGCAGACCCACAUGCUCUUGGACCUCACGCCGAUGUCUUCAGGAAACACGAAAUUGAUGGGAACGCUCUUUUACUCCUAAAGAGUGACAUGAUCAUGAAGUACCUCGGGCUGAAGCUGGGACCAGCCCUAAAGCUUUGCUACCACAUCGACAAGCUAAAGCAGAACAAGUUCUGAAAACAUUUCAUGGUGUUUCUCCUUCUUAAAACCAAUUCACAAAGUAGGGCCAGAGCUGACACAGCCCUGGUUCUAAGUCCAGCAGGUUUGAGGUGAGUCUCUUUCUUGAAGGUUCCCGAGGUUGAUGUCACUUACGGUAUUUUAUUGUCUCAUAAAGGGACUAGCUAAUACUUCUUUCAGUACAUUUAGGAAAAAUAUUCCAGUGGAUUAAAGUGAAAAAAUGUAGUGAGCCACAAAGGGCUCCAACAUACGGCUGGUGUUGUUAUGAGUUAAUAGGGCUAACGUAAAAGAAUAUAUCCUUUCUUCAUUUUUACACAAUGUCAUGGUAAUAAGCUACCAAACGAUACUAUAGAAAUUUGUUACUAUACAAUACAAUACAAUACAAUACUUGGACCUGGAAGAACAAUUCUGGUCACUUUUUAUGGAAGAAUACAUGUUACUACCACAUAUCAUAUUAUCAUCUUCAGAACACUAUUACCAUUAUUACUGCCACUCAGUGGAAGUCCAGUCUCGCUCUCAGUUUGUUGCUGCGCAGAAAAUGCAGUGCGUUUGUUUUGGCGUGCUCACAGAGGAUUGAUGCCAACGGUGGAAGCUGCAAAAGUGCAAUAAAGCUGAAGUGGGCUGUAGAAUUACGUGAACGACUCUGCACUCUGAUAUUAAAAUGGUUCCUGUGUCUUUGAAAAGUUAAACAUAGAAAUAUGAAUGUUUUUAAUGAAGCUCAAUAAAACAGGUGCAUGUGUGAGGAUGCACCCCACAGAGAGGUGAAGUAUCGUCAACUCUCUCGUGAAGUAUCCUAUAGUCUGGUACUCACAUGCGGCCUCAUUCCCAAUGUAUAGUAAAUUAGUUUGAGAUUUUAACACAGAGGUUCUUAAAUGGUGGAUCGUGGACCAAAAGUGGGUCACAUUUGGUGCAAAGUUGACUUGGGGUUAGGCUAGACAAAACUGAAUGGUCCAAAAAUUGGACCUUAGGUUAAGUGGAAGUCCUAAGGGUUUUUUUUAUUGGACAACCACUGUGGUACAGAAAGCAUGUACAGUGUAUACUGUACAUUCAUCACCUGAGCAGAAAUGUAUAUCAGACAACAUUUUAUAUAGACAAGCCUGGUUCAUCAGAUUUCACUAUAGGAUCUCACUUACUGGUGUUUAAACAUAUCUAUUACUGCACUGAAAUGGUGCAUUAUACUACAGUGCUUUUAAAAAACAUUUUAUACUAUUAUUCCUAUAUACAAAUGUGUCUCCAUUUGAUUUAACAAUUGUUUUCUUCUUAUAAUUAAAAUGAAACCACUUGCUAAAUUAAGAGCAUUAUACACAUGAUAUAAUAAGAUUUAAGUGAAUUCACAUACUAUCUUCAUACAAUCCUAACUGAAACAUUUGAUUAUUUUAUAUGAAUUGUAGGGCCCUUUUGGUUUAUACAGACAUUACACACAAACACUAUUGUAAAAACCCCACGGCUAAGUACUGUAAAUGGAUAUACUAUAAUAUUGUUUUUGUAUACCACUUUUGGUGUACAGUAUGCAUCAUUUUUAAUGGAAUAACCUUUG